This is a messenger RNA of Anthostomella pinea, 1665 nucleotides long. The record is from the annotation of a GenBank genome assembly. Lineage: Eukaryota; Fungi; Ascomycota; Sordariomycetes; Xylariales; Xylariaceae.
AUGUCAAUCUCGUCACCAAGAGAACCAAGAACCUCGAUGAGUUCCGGCAGCUCAAGUACAGAGCGAACUCCCCUCAUACGGCAAGACACCGCUCGACCGAAUGCUGGCCCUCUAAGAGCAGCCCGCAACGUCACCUUCAACCCUAACCCUGUCUCCCGAACUAUCGAUCCAGAUCCCGCCUCGCUGAGUUCAUCGCCCGGCGCCGUGGGUGCUCCCGGUCAUGCACGCACAUCCGGCUUCGCUGCCUCGGGGAGCAACCCCCCAGGGAAUCCUCCAAUGCUCUCGGCGCUGAAUAGCCGUCUACGCCGACGCAACAGCCACGGAUCUGUGUUCACCGCUCUGCCUCCGGCAGUCGUGCCGAAGAUUGGGCCGCAGCGAAGCUCGAAGACGGCGCAGAAGCUGAAGCUGCUUCCGAAUCCCGAACUCGAUGAGAUCGAACAAGACGAGGAGAGUGGCCGAGAUGUGUACUCGCAGUACACGCGCAUCAAGGACCCGAUGGCUAGACGGGACGCCGCGCGGUUAGGCAAGGCUGAUCGUGAACGGCUACCGCGGGUGACGGCGUACUGCACGGCGAACAGAUACCAGACAGAAGGCUUGAUGCGAUUUCUCAAGGGCCGGGCGAAGACCAGAGGGUCAAAUCCCAAACUGAUAGACGAGUGUAUCUACUCGCCAUAUAACUACGGAACCGGGAAGUCGACAGAGCGCGCAGAAGCAGGCGAGGAAGUCAGGGAGAGGCCGAUACAAUCAUAUGAAAGAAGGCAUUCGACUGGCCAAGUGGAAGAGCAUUCGAAUGCCUUUAAUCGAGAAGCUUUGCAGAAUAUGCAAACCGGAGAACACGAUUCACAGGAGGCUUUCAGCAGCGGCCGAGACGCCCACAGCAACCUCGCCUACCCACCCCAUCCCGACGACGAAAGCGCUAUACACGACCCGUCAUACCAUCCGCCGCACGACGCCGACUUCGAUAUCCAAGUGCACACGCCUGAGGUGUUCCUAUUUGACUACGGUGUCGUGGUCAUAUGGGGAAUGUCGCCCGCCCACGAACAGAGAUUCCUCAAGGACAUCGCCAAAUUCGAACUCGAAAAGCUCGAUCCGGACGACGUGGAGACAGAAUGCUUCAACUUCUACUACACACGAGAAUACCAGGCGCGCAUAUACAACGACUUCAUCACGUUGCGGGAUAAGGGGAAUUAUAUGACGAAGCUGGCGAUAUCACAUGCUCUUGCGCAGAGCGUCAAGACCUCCCUCUUCGAGGAGUUGAUAGCGUCAACGGUAGACGCGUGCAAGGACAUACCGACGCAGAUCGCGCUGACCGGCAAGAUCGCACUGUCACGGGCGCAGAUCAACAUGCAAAUCGGCGAGCUCUUCAUUCUGCGUAUCAACAUCCACCUCAACGGCAGCGUGCUCGACACGCCCGAGCUGUUCUGGGUCGAGCCGCAUCUCGAGCCCGUCUACCAAGCCGUCCGCAGCUACCUCGAGAUGGACCAGCGCGUCGGCCUGCUGACCAAGCGCCUCGACGUCAUCGCCGACCUCCUGGCUGUCUUGAAGGACCAGCUCAGCCACGGGCACGGCGAAAUGCUGGAGUGGAUUGUCAUUGUACUUAUCGCCGCCGAGAUUCUCGUAGCAGCCGUGAACAUCGUGGUCGAUCUGUAUGCGGGCGUGGACUAA